AUGGAAGGAUUUCAUUCACUGCCUCAUGUUGUUGAACUAUUCAGCUCAAAGUUGGGGAUAUACUGUGCAAUCCUGCAACAAGGACGCUCUCCUCUCAUCAGUAUCAACUCAGUCGGAUUUGUAAUAGAGACACUCUACAUUGCUCUUUUCCUAUUUUAUGCUCCCAAGAAGUCUACGAUGCAGACAAUACUUCAAGUCUUGUUGAUUGCUUUUGGUUACGGUUUGAUGGUCAUAUUGACUCUAUUCCUAGCAAAAGGCCAGAAGCGUAUCCAGAUUGUGGGAUGGAUUUGUCUAACUGUUAAGCUUAUUGUAUUUGCUGCACCACUUUGCACAAUGAGAAAAGUCAUACGGACCAAAAGUGUCGAGUUCAUGCCUUUUUCUUUAUCGCUUUUCCAGACACUUGGAGCUGUUAUAUGGUUCUUCUAUGGCCUUUUGCUUGAGGAUUACAAAUUAGCGCUUCCAAACGUAGUGGGAUUUAUUCUCGGAAAUUUUCAGAUGGGGCUUUAUAUAGCCUACAGUAAUUGGAAGGAAAUUUCACAGAAUCAGCCAACGCUUCCAAACGUAGUGGGAUUUAUUCUCGGAAAUUUUCAGAUGGGGCUUUAUAUAGCCUACAGUAAUUGGAAGGAAAUUUCACAGAAUCAGCCAACGGUUAAUCCAGGACUGAACCAGGGAGUUUUGCAAUCAAAUGAUAGUGUUGCAAAUGCAUAG
Molecule: messenger RNA, 708 nt
Organism: Ziziphus jujuba (common jujube)
Lineage: Eukaryota; Viridiplantae; Streptophyta; Magnoliopsida; Rosales; Rhamnaceae
Product: bidirectional sugar transporter SWEET14-like
Exons: 5
Coding region: 1-708 (235 amino acids)
Biological process (GO): carbohydrate transport
Cellular component (GO): membrane
Molecular function (GO): sugar transmembrane transporter activity
Source: RefSeq, a predicted model, not a curated record